AUGGGCAAAUCACAAAAGAAACGAUCUAUGCGACGGCAUAACCCAGUGAGGGUACCGGACUCUCACUUACCGAAGGGCUUGGCGGCAGCGUCCUCGUCGUCCACAAAAUCACUGGAGAUCCCUCCCAUCAUACAAAAAAUGGAAAGUCCUGACGCUUCUGAAAGAAAAUGGGCUUGCGUUGCUGUCUCUAACCUCAUCCACAACGAUCCGUCAACUCGCCGAUUGCUGCAGGGGAAGAAUGUAGUUGGUGCUUUGAUCACACGGCUCACAGACAAUGAAGACGAGGUCGUUACUGAAGCUAUGGGUACUCUUCGAAAUUUGUGCAUAGAUGGAGGUUUCGAUAUUUGCGCAGAGAUGUACAACAAAAAUAUACUGACACCUUUGAAAUCAUUUAUCCCCAAAAUUUCUUCCAUGCUGUCGCAAUUUUUGGCCACGCCGUCUACAGCACCUGAGAAUUCGCGAAAGAUGGUUUAUGAAUUCGCGGACAACGUGAUUACCACCCUCUGGUGUCUUUCAGAGACGUCAAAUAAAGCGCUCAAUGCCAUAAACCAAAUUAACUUGAUCCCGUUUCUGACGUCUUUCCUGGCAUCUCGCGAGAGUCUGCCGUUGUCACCGGUGAUUGCAGCAGCGCAAUGUUUGUACGUUCUAACCGACGGAAACCCUCCCGCCAUCAAUGAAGUCCGAGCAGAUGCCUCUUAUAUUUCCUCCUUGUUGUCGAUUGUGCAACUGAAGGAGGUUGCAUCAAAUGGCAAGCAAAGAGAGCAAGAUGACCGAAGGCUGACUCUUCGCGUUCUGGCUACUGGUGUCCUCCGAAAUGUCUCGCCUAUACCACCGCCUUCUGUUGCUUCGUCCAUGGACCUGGAUAAAGAUAUCAUCCUCCCCCUUUUACAGCACGUUAUCACCUCCGUGACCUUGGCGGAUACGUCACAGUCGGUUCUUGCUCUAGUCUCGCAGCAGGCCAACGAAUCACCGAUAAACGAACCACCGAUAAAAAAUCUCCCAAAAUCGGAUCACAAAUCAGACUCCGAACGCGAACUAGAACGUUUGGAGAAUGUGCUGCGUACUGUACAGCUUGCCCUGGAAAUCAUGACGGGGAUGUGUGCAAUGUUGCCAGAUUCUGAACCCCAUGGGGAUGAUGAAGUAGAAGGAGGCGACGAUCUUGAUGAAGAAACCGAGAAACCUAACGGUGAUGCAGAGAUGGAAGAGGUCGGUAGCACGACUAAACCGACGUUCUUGCCCACCCUCGUCCCACCGUUACUCACCUUAAUACAACCUGUCGCGCUCUCCUUCCCUCCACUCGCCUCUAUAUCUCUUCACCCACCCACCACCUCCGUCCUAAGUGCUAUCCAUAUAUGUGCUCUGGAAUGUCUCAAUAACAUUUUCCUGGCCCUGGCAACAUCAGAAAAGCCGGCGAUUGCGGAUGAUGUCGAGAGCGGUCAACGAAUAUGGCGUGAGAUUUGGAUAGCCUUGGGAUCUGUCGGUGUCGAGUUUGGCCUGGGCCAAGAACGCCGGAAGGAGAUGUGGGAGAUUGCCGUCGGUGUCAUGUGGGGUGUCUCCAACGUUUGGAAAGGACACAUUGUCCCCGAUGAAGAACAGAUACAAGUUCUAAUACAGUUUUGUGACGCCAGUACCGACCCUCAGACGAAGGUGCAAUGUAUAGGGACUCUGGAAUGCAUGGCCCAGCAUCCUCAAUCUAUAGAAGCCAACAAGAGAAUACUUCAUUAUUUACUCUCCCUCUUGCCGACAUCGGUAUCACCAUCCGCCAUUGGGACUGAACCACUUAUCCAGGUUAUUUCUUCACUGAUCGAUAUCUACUCGGAUGAGGCAAUGCCCUACGACACCAACUUCGUCCAAAACGGUGUGCUUGAGACACUAAUAGCAAGUGUUGACGGUGUCAAAAAGGUGGUCAAGGCAAUUGAUCGCAAGAAGCAAGGAGGAUACGAUCUGAAGCGGAGGGGUAUGGAGGUUAGAGAUAAUUUACUAGCGUUCAUCGAAUACCGCAGGGAGUUGGGUCGUUGA
This is a messenger RNA of Pleurotus ostreatus (oyster mushroom), 2019 nucleotides long. RefSeq lists its product as uncharacterized. The coding region runs from base 1 to 2019 and encodes 672 amino acids. Lineage: Eukaryota; Fungi; Basidiomycota; Agaricomycetes; Agaricales; Pleurotaceae. The record is from RefSeq and is a predicted model, not a curated record. Gene Ontology annotation, biological process: protein import into nucleus; ribosomal large subunit biogenesis. The transcript is spliced from 11 exons.